AUGAAAGGCCAGAACCCCCAGACCACCACCAGAAACGUGCAACAGCAACACAAACCACCCCCAACACACAUCAUACCUCAAACACCUACCACAACAAAACACCCACACAACACAACACACAUCACAUCAUCAGCAACCAACGGAAUACAACCCACCUCCACUACAGCAACAACAACCACAGCAACACAGACACCAAGACCCAGAUACAGGCAGCAGAAACCCCCCACCAUCAGAGAGCAAUCCACCUACACAACAACCACAACAAGACAACAACGGAACACAUACCAACAGAGACCCCACCAGCAGACACACCAAGACACAAACAACACACCCCACAACUGCCUCAAACCCAUGUCCUUCUACUCCACAUCAACGCGAAAACACCCCUACUUCCCACCCCACCCAAUCACAUGA
Messenger RNA from Macrobrachium nipponense, 414 nucleotides. Its product is annotated as salivary glue protein Sgs-3-like. The coding region runs from base 1 to 414 and encodes 137 amino acids. The record is from RefSeq and is a predicted model, not a curated record. Lineage: Eukaryota; Metazoa; Arthropoda; Malacostraca; Decapoda; Palaemonidae. The transcript has a single exon.